GACAAAAGGAGUGCAAAGCUGAUUCUUGGUGCAGUCUCACCUCCACCUGGAAUUCCUGUCUCACCAAGAAAACAUUUCACCUGUUCAUGAAGAUCAAAGACAGGUGGACCCCAGAAAAACGGAAUCCUCUUUUUCCGGUUCGACCCCGUACGUUUCAGGGUUUCUAAGCAGAUUUUUAGUGGGUUCGGAUUUGAUCCAGAUGCGUUUUCCCGCCACACGAGGCCGCUGUCGGACACGGAGAGAAGCAGGAACCUUUCUGUCCGUCUGUGCCGAGUUUCCACCCGGACACACAUAGGAGUCGUACCUAAAGAUGGCGGCCCGUUUAUUACGUCUGAGCUCCUUCAAGGGCCUCCAGGCGGACCGCUGGGGUCUGCUGAGGAGCCGCUCUGCUGUGAGCUUCUGCACCAAAACCGAAGACUCAACAAAACCCGGCCGGAAGAAGAAAGCCGCUGAGAAAACAGCAGAGGCUCCAGACCUCAGGGACGCCCUGCUGGCCUACAAGAGCGCUGUCGGCUUUCCCGUCAGGACUCGGCAGCCUGCAGUUCUCCUCACCAACAGUGUGGGAGAAGCUGAGUCGGCAAGCACCUCCUCCUCCUUUCCAUCCGGUGCUCCAUCUGAGGUUGAGUCAGCGAUCUCCUCCUCCCAUUCGGCUCAGCUCACCCCUGACCGAGCAUCGCCUCCUGCUGAGGAGGCGGGUGGAGGAGAGGCGGACACGGCUGCAGUCCCAGCUGCCGCCACAGAGGGCGCUCCCAGUCCAGAAACAAGCGACCCCGCAGCAGAUGAGACGUCCUCCUCGUCAGACAGCGAGUCCGAUUCGGAUUCAGACUCUGAAGAUGAGAAGAGCGCGUCUGCUGGUCCAGCCUCAUCUCCAGAGCUGCAGCGGUCUUCAGCGGAGAAAGAAGAGCAUUUUCCAGAGCACACAGGACAUCAGGCUGAAGUUCAGAAGGGGCCAGCAUCCUCACAUGGAGCUCCACCUGUGGAAGAAACUCUCCGUGAAAGUUCUGGGGAGAAACUGGAGCCACCGAAGCCUAGCAGUCCACAAACUCCAUCUGAGGAGGUUGAGAAGGUUUCUGCAGAGGCCGCAGAAGAAGACGCUCCUGCAGUCCGUGCAGCGACCAGCGACGCUCCAUCUCCAUCACCGGUCCAGGUCACAGCUGAAGAUGAAACCCAGACUGCAGCCCCUGCAGAGCCCCCUGCUGAGGAAACUGCUGUAGACGUCUCAGAAGCCUCCGUUAAACGUUUGGGUGGAGCAGAAGCUGUUGAAGAAUCUGCAGAACCACAGAACCCCUAUGCCAAAGCUCCUGAAUCUCAAAGCGAGAAGUCCAGCCCUGCAGGGGCCCCGGAGGAACUGGUGGACCCUGAGGCUCAGAUGAAGGCGUCCAGCCCUGCAGGGGCCCCAGAGGAACUGGUGGACCCUGAGGCUCAGAUGAAGGCGUCCAGCCCUGCAGGGGCCCCAGAGGAACUGGUGGACCCUGAGGCUCAGAGCAAGGCGUCCAACCCUGCAGGGGCCCCGGAGGAACUGGUGGACCCUGAGGCUCAGAGCAAGGCGUCCAACCCUGCAGGGGCCCCGGAGGAACUGGUGGACCCUGAGGCUCAGAUGAAGGCGUCCAGCCCUGCAGGGGCCCUGGAGGAACUGGUGGACCCUGAGGCUCAGAGCAAGGCGUCCAGCCCUGCAGGGGCCCUGGAGGAACUGGUGGACCCUGAGGCUCAGAUGAAGGCGUCCAGCCCUCCAGGGGCCCCAGAGGAACUGGUGGACCCUGAGGCUCAGAUGAAGGCGUCCAGCCCUGCAGGGGCCCUGGAGGAACUGGUGGACCCUGGCCAAGUCCUGGAAGGAGCAGGACAGCUUCAGCUUGAGGAAGCUGCAGCUCCAGAACCGGAGGAACCUUUGGAUAACAGCACCUACAAGAACUACCAGCACCACUCCUACAACCCCUACACGUUUGCUGACCUGGACCUGGAGAUGGCCAAAUAUCGCCUCCCCCAGCCCUCCUCUGGCAGACCCUCGCCCAGACACUAGCAGAGGACCCCCCCCUCAGUGGUCCCAUGGUGGCGUCAUUAAAAAUGUCUUUCUGCUCCACAC
Messenger RNA from Oryzias latipes (Japanese medaka), 2080 nucleotides. It is a transcript of the gene ndufv3, whose product is annotated as NADH:ubiquinone oxidoreductase subunit V3. Gene Ontology annotation, cellular component: respiratory chain complex I; mitochondrion. Gene Ontology annotation, biological process: mitochondrial ATP synthesis coupled electron transport. The record is from RefSeq and is a predicted model, not a curated record. Lineage: Eukaryota; Metazoa; Chordata; Actinopteri; Beloniformes; Adrianichthyidae.